UUGUUCUAUAAACGAUUCCUAUUAGAUAAUUUCAGGGUUCGGAUUAAGGUCGGGACAACCGUUUAGGGUAAAAACUCCGAUGUACUAAGCAGAGCAGGAGUCAGGAGAAGAAGCUUCCUACUUGGAUCCGCUCUCAUUUCACACACCCUCAUGGAAACUCACAAAACCAAGCUCUGCAUCAUCGGGAGCGGUCCCGCAGCACACGCAGCAGCGAUCUACGCAGCUAGAGCCGACCUCACCCCUCUCCUCUUCGAAGGAUGGAUGGCCAACGACGUCCCCCCCGGCGGUCAACUAACCACCACCACCGACGUCGAGAACUUCCCCGGGUUCCCCGAAGGCAUCCUCGGCGUCGACAUCGCCGCCAAGUUCCGCAAGCAAUCGGAGCGGUUCGGCACCAAGAUCUUCACCGAGACUGUCAACAAGGUCGAUCUCUCCUCCAAGCCGUUUAAGCUCUUCACCAACACGAGAACCGUCCUCGCCGACGCCGUCAUCGUCUCCACGGGAGCUAAAGCGAGACGCCUCGGCUUCGCUGGAUCUGGUGAUGGUGAAGGAGGAGGACCUGGUUGUUUCUGGAACCGAGGUAUCUCUGCGUGUGGUGUGCGCGACGGAGCUGCUCCGAUUUUCAGGGACAAGCCUCUGGCGGUUAUCGGAGGGGGAGAUUCGGCUAUGGAGGAAGCGAGCUUUCUCGCGAAUUAUGGUUCUAAGGUUUAUAUAAUCCACAGGAGAGAUGCGUUCAGGGCGUCUAAGAUCAUGCAGCGGAGAGCGUUGUCGAACCCUAAGAUUGAAGUGAUUUGGAACUCUUCUGUGGUUGAGGCGUAUGGAGAUGAGAACGGGAAAGGAGUUCUUGGGGGUUUGAAGGUGAAGAAUGUUGUUACUGGUGAUGUUUCUGAUUUGAAGGUGUCUGGUUUGUUCUUUGCGAUUGGGCAUGAGCCAGCGACGAAGUUCUUAGAUGGUCAGGUUGAGCUUGAUGAAGAUGGUUAUGUGGUGACUAAGCCUGGUACAACUAAGACGAGUGUUGUUGGUGUGUUUGCUGCUGGAGAUGUUCAAGAUAAGAAGUAUAGGCAGGCCAUCACAGCUGCAGGAACUGGUUGCAUGGCCGCCUUGGAUGCAGAGCAUUACUUGCAGGAGAUUGGAUCUCCACAGGUUGAACCAUGUCAAGUUGUAAGAGCAGCUCCAGUCACGGUUGAACGUGGUCAAGCUGUAAGAGCAGCUCCAGUCACGAUUGAAUUUGGUCAAGUUGUAAGAGCAGAUCCACUCACGGUAUAUAAUGGAGUAUCUGAGAGUAGAAGUAAGAGCACAACCAACGAGUGUAGGGGAUUAAGAUUCAAGUGGAGCCCAACUGAAGAUGAUGUUCUUAUUAGUGCGUGGCUAAAUACAAACAAAGAUCCAUAUGUGGGUCAUGAACAAAUGGGUAAUGAACAAAGAGCUGCUGCUUUUUGGAAGAGAGUUGCUGCGUAUUAUUCAUUAAGUCCUGCGGCUGCAACUCUACCUAAACGAGAAUUCAAUCACUGUAAGCAAAGGUGGCAGAAGAUAAAUGAUAGUGUUCGCAAGUUUGUUGAAUGCUAUGAUCAUGCUUUGAGUCAAAGAACUAGGGGCCAGUCUGAAGAUGAUGUUGUUCAAGUUGCAUACCAUUUCUACUUCAACAAUUGCCAAAGGAAAUUCACGCUUGAACAUGCAUGGAGGAAGCUCCGUCAUGAUAGAAAAUGGCGUAGUACUUACAUGUCUCAAAGCUCUAAGACUAGUGGAAGUUCAAAGCGAACAAAAUUUGAUGAAGGUGUCGCAUUUUCUUCAAGCUCUAAUACAAAAAGUAACGUAGAGGAACAUGCUCCGGUUCCUCCUAACGUAGAGGAACGUGCUACGGUUCCUCCUAACGUAGAGGAACAUGCUACGGUUACUCCUAUUGGUGUGAAGUCAUCAGAGCACAAAGAGAAGAUGGUUGUUACUCAAACAACAAAUGAAGAAAGGGAGUUCAACUCUCAAAGGGAGUACAACUCUCGAUCAAGGCUCGAGAACUUGUGGGCUCUAAAUGAGAAAGAUAUAGCUGAGAGAAAUAAACUAUCAAGGAUAGAGCUGCUUAGAAGCCUUCUGGGAAAAUCAGAAAAACUUUCAGAAAGAGAAGAAACUUUGAAGAACAAACUCAUCGAUGAAAUGUUGUAAUCUUAAGCUUGUAUUGUUUAUGGUGUCACUUAUAUAUUAUUAUAUAUUGUAAUAAUAUGCUAUUAAGUAAGUUGAUAUUGAUGAAAAGGAAGUCUUGCACUUCUCAUUUGAAUAUCGUA
This is a messenger RNA of Raphanus sativus (radish), 2276 nucleotides long. Its product is annotated as thioredoxin reductase 2. Gene Ontology annotation, biological process: removal of superoxide radicals. Gene Ontology annotation, cellular component: cytoplasm. The record is from RefSeq and is a predicted model, not a curated record. Gene Ontology annotation, molecular function: thioredoxin-disulfide reductase (NADPH) activity. The coding region runs from base 151 to 2157 and encodes 668 amino acids. The transcript is spliced from 4 exons. Lineage: Eukaryota; Viridiplantae; Streptophyta; Magnoliopsida; Brassicales; Brassicaceae.